CCGUUUGACGUUUGCUACUUCUUGCAUUCCUUUUCAAUUUGAAAACAGUUUCUCGUCGAGGUGGACGUGUCGCGUGUGUUAAAGAAACCUUGAACAAAUCACAAAAGGAAACUGAAACUUCAGCAAUAUGGAUUGUGGAACGUCUAUGGUUAAAUAUAUACUCUUUAUAUUCAAUACGAUCGUGUCGAUUGUUGGCAUAUUAGGUGUUGUCUAUGGCGUAUUGAUUCUGAAGACCAUUGGCACCAUCGAGGUGAAUGGACAGGUCGGCUUCCCCCCACAGGCAAUACUGCCAAUUGGACUGAUCACUCUUGGCUCGAUCGUGUUGUUCAUCUCAUUCUUGGGAUGUUGUGGAGCUAUUCGUGAAUCCGUUUGCAUGACUAUGAGCUAUGCUGUCUGCUUGUUGGUCCUUCUUAUUCUGCAGCUGACACUUAUUGUGCUUUUGUUCACCAAUAAGGAGAACUACGAUCAAGCCAUGGGCAAUGUUAUCGAUAAGGCCUGGGAGAAUCGCGAUAAGGGUGAAGGCGGUGUCUUUGAUAACAUUCAGCGUUCGCUCAAGUGCUGUGGUCGCAAUGGUGCCAUAGAUUAUCCAUUCGCUUUCCAAGGACUGCCCGCUAGCUGUUGUGAAGGUUCCUGCAUCAACGUUUCCAACAUCUACGGCGGAUGCCGUGACAAGUUUAUUUCUCUUGUGUCCGGUGAUACUGAUAAGUCGAAAUAUUUCGGUCUUGGCCUGAUUGGUGUUGAGCUGGUUGGUUUCAUCUUUGCCUGUUGCUUGGCCAACAAUAUUCGCAAUUACAAGCGACGCAAUGGUGUCUACUAAACAAAUGCCAUGACACAUAAAAUCGCAUAAACAACACGCACACAACUUCACACACAUACACACAAUAAAACAAAACAUUCGCAUUAAUUUUUAUAAUAUGUAUUGUCGUAGAACGCACAUAACGAAAAUAAUUAAAGUAAACCAUUUGGUUGCAAAAAUGAACAUUUAAGUUAUUCGUAUAAAACACAAUUUUUCAAACGAAUGAAAAUGAAAAGCAAAGAAACAUGAAAAACGAAAAAUACUUAGUAUAAGUCGCUUAAAUGCUUUUCAAUUAUUGUUUUUGUAUUUUAUUGCUUUUAAAACUUACUCACGCGAUAAUAAAAUGAAUCCAAAGUCGUUGUACAAAGCUAAAAACAAAACCAAUAGACAGACACUGUUACAAUAAACUUACAACUUGAUAAGCGCAAUCUUAAUGUUACACUUACACUUAUUUUGUUGUAUAAGAUAUUAAAAGCAGAGUAUGUAAAUGCUAAUUUUUACCUGUUGAAAACGAAAUGAUAUAUGUAAACAAGUGUCUAAAUGAAAAAUAAUAAUAUAUAUAUUCAGAUAUAUAAAGAUACAUAAACAUGAUGUAUACAUAGAAAGCUGUUCAUCAAUAUAAUUGUAAAUUGGAAUCUCUUGAAGUUUUAACAAUUUAAUAAUGUAAAACCAAACUCGAAUUGAAGACAACGUGGAUGAAUAAAGCAUUUAAAACGUA
This is a messenger RNA of Drosophila nasuta, 1514 nucleotides long. It is a transcript of the gene Tsp42Ee, whose product is annotated as Tetraspanin 42Ee. The transcript has 5 exons. The record is from RefSeq and is a predicted model, not a curated record. Gene Ontology annotation, cellular component: plasma membrane. NCBI's taxonomy places the organism in Eukaryota, Metazoa, Arthropoda, Insecta, Diptera, Drosophilidae. Bases 128 to 817 code for a protein of 229 amino acids.